Molecule: messenger RNA, 582 nt
Organism: Suillus subaureus
Lineage: Eukaryota; Fungi; Basidiomycota; Agaricomycetes; Boletales; Suillaceae
Exons: 1
Coding region: 81-416 (111 amino acids)
Source: RefSeq, a predicted model, not a curated record
UGGUGGGCGAUGACUGAUGUUUGCCCGUAGGCAACAGCUGAAACACGCAUUAGUAAUGAAUAUACUGCCCCCUCGUGGUCAUGAACUCGGCGAGAUUGACGACACCGCGUUACGUCAAUUUAUCAUCGCAUCACGCAUCACGCAUGAUCCUUCAAACUCGUUUUCCUACCCCUGCUGUUGCUUCAUCUGGGGAAUCCGUGGACAUUUGCGAUGCAUUGGAAAUUGUACUGCUUCUGAUCCUGUUUCUUUCUCUCCCUUUUUGCUCGGCACAUUUUCCUAUUUUGUUUCGACACCAUCCACAAUCCCUCAUGUUCCCUUGCUCAUGCUCUUUUUAUUUUCUGCAUGCUUUCCUUCAUCCCACGACCGUUGCAUCUCCCAUCCACUACAUAUUCUAUUUUAAAAAAUUUGCAUGUUAAUUUCUUGUCCAUUUUUCUUAUUCCUUCAUUCUUUUCCUGCUUGUUCGUGCAUUAUUUCCUUUUCCUUGUUGAUGCGACUUUAACUUUAAUAUCGCCACGUGCUUAAUCUAGUGCUCUGUCUCUAUCCUUCCUCUGCUGCGUAUGAUUUGUUUUCGCUUGGAGGAUG